Molecule: messenger RNA, 891 nt
Organism: Eruca vesicaria subsp. sativa (arugula)
Lineage: Eukaryota; Viridiplantae; Streptophyta; Magnoliopsida; Brassicales; Brassicaceae
Source: the annotation of a GenBank genome assembly
AUGAGUAUUCGCCCCAAGGUGACAGUUAUUUCCUCGAAGAUGCUAAAGGGAAGACAUGCAUGUACGUUGUGGGAUGUUCGUGGGGAAGAUCCUGAUGAAGAAUUGGCUUCAAAAAACUGGAGAGAUAGAAACCGUGGAGGCCCAGUUCGAAACCAGAGCGAUCAUGAUAACUGCUGGAUCUACGCAUCUACAGAUGUUUAUUCAUCGUAUCGUUUCAUAAACGGAGAAGAUGAUCACUUUCGCGUCCUGAGUGCAAAAUAUCUAACUUUCUAUGUUAGUGAGGAUGAGCGACAGAUAACAACACUUUCAGAAAAUAGAAGGAUGGAUCAUAUGUGCCACGGGUUCCCUGUAAUAAAGGGUCUUGAGUUCAUACAAGACAACGGGGUUCCCGAGGAAGAACGUCCUAGUGAUGCAACAGAUGGUUACAUGAGCUGCAUUAGCAGUCCGCCAAAGCGAGUUCAACCCGUGUUCAAGUUUGGUAAAGAUGUUAAGUUUUGUGAAUCAAGUAAGAUUGAAGCUUUGUACGCUAUGCUUUUGCACCAGCCAGUGGCUGCCAAUAUGAUUCUUUAUCAUCCGGAAUACUUCCGACGAUAUCCAUACAGGCCUACAUCUGAGGAAUCAUGGUAUGAUGGCUUACAUUCUGUUCUUGUUCUUCAAGUUGUGAAAGUUCAAGGCAAAUGGGUUGCUUUGGUCAAAUUGAGCCAUGGAGAAGGCGCAGGUGCAGGCGGGUAUAUGUAUAUUUCCCUGACCAAGAUGAUCUUGGAUGUCGAAUACAUUACUGACGACGAAGCUAUGGGACUAAUCCUUGAUGAUGAGGAGAAACCCGUAGCUCGUCCGUCAUUACUUCUCCGGGAUUUUACGGGUGUGGAUUAUGGUGCCAACCAAAAUUAA